AUGGCUUUCCCUGCCAAUGCAAACAUUCCUGCGCCUGGCGUUUCCUUCUUCACGCCAGAGCAGAACCCACCUGCAGGAACAGCUAUUCGUCCUCAGCCAGAUGGCAAGCCUAUCCCGACUCUCUUCCAACCCAUGACUAUUCGCGGAGUGACAUUUCCAAACAGAAUUUUCGUCUCUCCGAUGUGCAAAUAUUCUGCCAAAGAGGGCUUUGUGACUCCGUGGCAUACAGUUCAUCUUGGAGGCAUCCUCACGCGCGGACCAGGUCUCACCAUCAUGGAAGCAACCGCUGUCGUUCCUGAAGGUCGGAUUACACCAGACGACGUGGGUAUCUGGUCUGAUGACUACAUCACCCCACUCGCCUCCAUUGUCGAGUUGGCGCACUCUCAGAACCAGAAGAUCGCCAUACAGCUCGCUCAUGGCGGAAGGAAAGCUUCGACAGUCGCGCCGUGGAUUAUCACAGGAGACUAUGUUGCCGGCGAAGACAUAGGUGGAUGGCCGAAUAAUGUUGUCGCACCAUCAGCCAUCCAGUGGGCAGACGACUACCCGAAGCCCAGGGAACUGACUAACGCAGAGGUCAAGGGACUCGUGCAAUCAUUCAAAGAUGCAGCAGUGAGGGCUGUAAAGGCGGGCUUCGACGUGAUUGAGAUCCACGGUGCUCACGGAUAUCUUUUGACCGAGUUUAUAAGCCCAAUGAGUAACCAUCGUACGGACGAGUAUAGUGGCAGCUUUGAAAAUAGGAUUCGGUUCCUGUCGGAGAUCGUUGACGCGGUGAGAAGUGUAAUUCCAGAUUCGAUGCGGCUUUUCUACAGAAUUUCUGGUAGCGAGAACUUGGAAAAUAUCUUCCCUGAUAUUCCGUCUUGGAGGUCCGAAAACACCGUUCGCUACGCCGCCAUUUUGGCUCAACAUGGCGUCGACUUCCUGGAUGUCUCUUCAGGAGGCAACCACGCACAGCAGAAGAUUGCCACAGGUCCUGCAUACCAAGCACACUUCUCGCACGCCGUGAAGAAGAGUAAUCCAGGAUUGUUAGUCGGUACGGUGGGUCGCAUCAACGACGGGCUGCUAGCGCAAGAGGUCCUGGACAAAGGUCAAGCAGAUGCCGUACUAGUUGGCCGGCAGUUCUUGAAGAAUCCAGGAUUCGUAUGGGCUUUCGCAGAUGAUUUGGGAAUGAAGAUUAGGACUGCCCAUCAGAUACGUUUACAAGGUAGACCUGUAACCGGCCGUCUCCCAUAUAUGACACCCAGCUCACGAUGUAUUUACGUCGAGGAUAUUAACACAUAGUCUUUCAUGACAGCCUAUUCAUUUACAA
Molecule: messenger RNA, 1306 nt
Organism: Desarmillaria tabescens
Lineage: Eukaryota; Fungi; Basidiomycota; Agaricomycetes; Agaricales; Physalacriaceae
Exons: 4
Coding region: 1-1278 (425 amino acids)
Cellular component (GO): intracellular anatomical structure
Molecular function (GO): NADPH dehydrogenase activity; FMN binding; NADP binding
Source: RefSeq, a predicted model, not a curated record